Molecule: messenger RNA, 1014 nt
Organism: Aspergillus candidus
Lineage: Eukaryota; Fungi; Ascomycota; Eurotiomycetes; Eurotiales; Aspergillaceae
Product: MIX23 family protein
Exons: 2
Coding region: 253-837 (194 amino acids)
Cellular component (GO): mitochondrial intermembrane space; mitochondrion
Source: RefSeq, a predicted model, not a curated record
CCACAACGCACUCGAGCAUCUCGAAUCUCAUCAAGGCUGUGUCUGUUCAUCAGUAACCGAAUUAAAGUCGCACAUAUAUCGCUUCGUCACUCCGUGUCUCCACACGUGCAUAGCACGUUAGCACGAUAGCACGAUCUGACGUCAACCCGACUGACCUUGAAACCGACUAUCUGAUUUGCCGCCAAUCUGGAGUGGUUCUGGGCGACGACAAUCAAGCGGGGACAGAAUCCCGACGCAGGGGAGGAAGCCAAAAUGUCCAGGGCUACGGAGACGCCGGCUCCCCGGCUGACUCCUCAGUUCUGUUUCAAUGAGCGGCUACUUCGGGAUUUUCUGCGACUUUCACGCUCGACGAUUGAUGACUCGAUCACGCAAAAUCUCAACGCCUUGUACACGCCAGCGCGCGAAGGCUUCGACCCCUCCUCGACGGCUCGCCGACAGACCGACUCCCGACUCGAUCGACCGAUCGACCCGACGGCGUGCCAGGACUUCAAGGACAAGGUGCUCUUUCCGUCAUGGCAGACUCGAUCGGACGUGCUUGCUUACUGCGCUGGCGUGGCGACGAGUCCCGACCCCGAAGACCCGGAUUUGAUCCUCCGGCAGACGGAGUCGGCCCGGGAUCGAGAGAGGGUGGUGGAUGAGCGACUCGAUCCGUACUCCGCUCGGUUCUUUCCGCGAGAGGCACGCACGGAGUCUCUUGCCAACGUAGUUAGGAACCAGCGUAUGGUGGAGGAGAUCAUCCGGUCGCGAACCUGGGGCCUCGUGUCGGAGAGAUGUGAUGCGCCGUCUGCCGGUUGGGAGGAAGCAUUAAACCAGUGGCGUGAGAGACAGCAACGCUGAUUGUUUGUCCACCCUCGUUGGGAUUGGGCAUACAAUCGGACGGCCGGAGGUCCUCACUGUAUAUAAAAGCAUAUGCGACAUGCGAUCAUUGUACUGUACUCCAGGCGUUGGGGUUUCAAUCUACAUUCCAGUAGUUUUCAACCUCCACAAUAUACACCUUUUAUAAUUCCAAGUCCA